This is a messenger RNA of Seriola dumerili (greater amberjack), 1497 nucleotides long. It is a transcript of the gene spata22, whose product is annotated as spermatogenesis associated 22. The record is from RefSeq and is a predicted model, not a curated record. Lineage: Eukaryota; Metazoa; Chordata; Actinopteri; Carangiformes; Carangidae. Gene Ontology annotation, molecular function: ATP binding; protein serine/threonine kinase activity. Bases 1 to 1497 code for a protein of 498 amino acids. The transcript is spliced from 9 exons. Gene Ontology annotation, biological process: homologous chromosome pairing at meiosis; regulation of meiotic cell cycle; meiotic DNA repair synthesis.
AUGUUUCCUGACUUAAAAUCACAAAACUCUUAUGUCCCUGCUCCGGCCAGAGACUGUGACAACACGGUCCACAGCGGUCUGGUCAGCUCCCGCUACUUUCUGCAGCUGCAGGACAAACUGGAGAAGCUUCUCCAUGAGACCCGCAAAGCCUGGAGUCCUCCUCUGAGGAAACCAGGGAUCAAUGACUUCAGCACAGUGAAGCCUGUGAGCAGUGGCGCCUUCGGGACUGUGAACCUCGUGCGUCACACGGAGACUGGUCGAGCUUUUGUCAUGAAGCUCAUCAAACGGCAGGUGUUGGUGGAACAGGACAUCCUCACCUUCACAGACAUCCACUUUGUUGUCUCCAUGUUCUGCUCCUUUGAGACCCAGAGGGAGCUGUGCAUGGUGAUGGAGUAUGUGGGAGGCUGCCUCUCUGUGCCACUCUUUAACCAGAAGAAAAGAAACAGAGUUCCUCUGACAUCUGCUCCUUCUGUGAAUGAAUUCUUUUCCCACAGUGAAUACGAGGCAAACACCAGUGCAGCUCCAUCUCACAGCACACCAGGUACCUAUGGAGGUUACCAGGCCUCAGGUCCUUCUUCUGGUCCCUCACAAAGCCACCAGUGUUACAGACAGGGUGUCUCACAGUCCACUCAGCCCCAGCAGUAUGAAAGCAACAGACCUGCUCCUGGACCUGCCCCUACAAUGAGAGCCUUUGCACCUGUGCCACAUCCAUACAAAGUUGGAAGCUCAAGUUCUAAGACGAGACAGCCCAGCUACCCAACCAGACAACAGGAUUCCAGACAGAACAAAUAUCAAACUCCCUCCAGCAGUGAGAGUGCACAAACCAAGCCAACAUCCCAUAUUGGGUGGUCUCAGAGGGGUCAGCAGUUAUCUUACAGACCGCCCGAUCCCACACAUCAGUAUCCUCAGCAGUCUAGACCUCUGCCUCCUCCUGUUCCACCCACCAGCACGCCCACUGCUCGUGCAGUGCAACCACAAAACAACUCCUGGAAAUUCACCAACAGCUUUGGGCCACUGAGUUCCUGCUUUGAGGGGAAAAUGAGCUCAAAUCAACCUCAGACAACACGACCAACUAAAACCCAGCAGGAAACAUUUCCAAAGAAGCCAGCCCCUGAGAACUCACUGAGGAUCCUGACUGCAGUUAUUGAUGGCAUGAGACACUGGAGCCAGUUCAAAGACAAAGUCUCGUACUUAUUUGAGAUCUUUGCUACUCUGGACUCUGCGGUUACCCUGGGUCGCCACGGAGCUAAGACCUUCCUCAUAAGAGACGUGAAGGAGGCUGUGCAGUGUGUCUUCUAUGAAAAUGAGCAAGAACUGCCCCGUCUCAUCCGUGGUCAAGUUCAUCGCUGUGUGGGUAACUAUGACUGCAGCAGAGAUGUCCUCAUGUGUGUGUCCAUCAGGCCCUGCCUGCCCUCAGAGCUGAGGAAUGCCCAGGAGUCUAUCAAAGCAUGUGAUGCUGAGAUGAGGGCGCUGGUGAAAUCCCUCAGUGAAGUCUGA